AUCUGACUGGCUGCAGCUUCUAAUGCACACUGUGAGAUGCUCCCAGUGUGCAGUGACAUCAGAGAAGACAUUUCAGUCCAGGGGAGGAGCUGGUACACCUGUGCAAGACUGAAGGGGAGGGGCAGAUACAUCUGUGCAAUACUGAAGGGGAGGAGCCAGGGAGGAGCCAGUACACCUGUGCAAGACCGAAGGGGAGGAGCAGAUACAUCUGCAGUACUGAAGGGGAGGAGCCGGUACACCUGUGCAAAACUGAAGGGGAGGAGA
Molecule: messenger RNA, 264 nt
Organism: Staurois parvus
Lineage: Eukaryota; Metazoa; Chordata; Amphibia; Anura; Ranidae
Source: the annotation of a GenBank genome assembly